Mya arenaria is the source of this 4368-nucleotide messenger RNA. Its product is annotated as tumor necrosis factor receptor superfamily member 5-like. The coding region runs from base 21 to 989 and encodes 322 amino acids. Lineage: Eukaryota; Metazoa; Mollusca; Bivalvia; Myida; Myidae. The transcript has 5 exons. The record is from RefSeq and is a predicted model, not a curated record. Gene Ontology annotation, molecular function: protein binding.
AAUGUAAUCAACCCGGAAGAAUGUCACGUAUAUUGCGCAGUUUUAAAGGUUAUUGUGGGCGACAAAACGCAUUUAGGACAUUUUCCGUCUGUUACUGUGUUCAUCGACACGGAUACCGGUGCCAUCGUGGAAAUCUUGUGUUAUUUCAUCAGAUCUCGGAACUGUACUUUACCAAAAUGGGAUGUAAGAUGCGAGUGGCUUGUUUUGCGUUCUUGCUGGCUGCAUCCACAACAGAAAUCCUAGCACAGUUAAAUGUCACUCAUUAUACAGUAGAAUUUAACUAUGAAAUUAUCCAUUGUAAAUUGUGUCCUCCUGGCACUUUCUGGGUUAAGCAUUGUACACAAGACGGUGGCCAUGCAAUAUGUCAGGACUGUCCUGAUGGAAGGUUUAUAAAGCACUAUAAUCGAGUGCUUUAUUGUAGAAGGUGUACUGAAUGUACAGAAAAUGAUCAAACAACGGGUGAAGUGGCUGAGGCGUGUACGCAGUUUCACGACACGAUAUGUGAGUGUAAACCAGGGUACUGGAGAGAAGAAAGUGUCGGAGAUUGCCAAGAAGUGUCACCGUGUGAGUCCGGAUAUGGCGUGAAAAAAAUGGCGAACAGUCACAAAGAUACAACAUGUGAGAGAUGUGUUAACAAGAAGACCUUCUCCAGCACCAGUUCUGAGGUGACGCCGUGCCAGAACUGUUCACAUUGUCUGGAGGGAUGGGUGCAGAAAAUACCAUGUAACGAAACUCAAGACACUAUGUGCAUUCCUAAAGAUGAAGUAAAGGCAGACAUUUUAAUUAUCACACUUUUGGGAUUGGUCGGUGUCGUUUUACUCCCGGUUGUUAUCAUGUGGAGAAAAACCUGUCCAUUUCUUGAAAAGUUUUGCAGUCUUAAUCAAGAAAAGCAUGAUGACGAGGAGCAAGCCUACCCACUACAGCAAGGUAGACGACGUCAAGAAAACCUUGAUGACGUGGAACAAGCCAACUCACUACAGCAAGGUUGAACUCCUAACAAGCCUGAAGUAAAGUGAGUAAUAUUUAGCUGUUCGAAAUUAUUGACACUUAAGACAUUCAGUUCCAUUGUUUGGGUCAUUGUGUUUGGCUGUAAAUAAGUGUUUCAGGGAUUUGGAUUUAAAUUUCUGGAGAUUUUAUUUGUUUGUUGUUGUCCACUGCGAGAUGUUUGUUGUUGUGUAUUGCAAUAUACUAAAUAUUGUAUUAUGAUGUUAUUGAGAUGUAUUGCUUAUCACAAUAUAUAUGGAGCUAUUGUCAUAUUUUCAUGUUGAGACGUUCUUUAUAUAGAUGGUGAUGUGGAAGACUGGUUUACUAUAAUUGUAUUUCAAAUUCAUAUCAGACUCUUGUUAAAGUGUUCUGUUGAAACUAUGCUGUUUCAAUGUAGGACAUUGAUAGAUGUGACCUAAUUGUUUUGGUAUAAGAUAACUUAUACUUUAAGAUUAUGUAACUAGGAGUUAAACCUUAUAUUCAGAUGUUUUUUUUUUCAAACUGACAGUGCUAGUUUAUUGGUUGAUCUUCCACAGAACUUCGCCACAGUUUGUUUUCUUAGAUAUGAUUAUAAUUAGAAGUUAAAAUUUUACUAGUAAGCCUAAUAAAAGAAAAAUAAUAAUGAUAUCAAUUUUUGAAAAGGAUGUUACCCUAGCCAAACCAUUUGUUUGCCCAAUGUAAACAAAUGGUGUUCAAUGAAAUAUGGAAAUAAUAUAUCAUCUUAAAGUAUAUGAUUUUAUAGUAUUGUUGUAUUGUAGAUCAUGUUUGUAUUUUAUUAUACUUACUCUUAAACCUUAAGCUUUCAAUAGGAGCGUGUAAUAAUGAUUUCUAUGUCUGUUCUUUAUUCCAGCCAUAAGUUAACAUUGUUUAAAAAAUUCACGAUCCUGUUUGAUUUAUUUAUCUGUGAUAAUUAUCUAUAUUUCUGUGAUUAAUAUAAUAUUUUUUUUUAUUUUUUCGCAAAUUGUUUAUUGUAUGUUGAUGUAUAUAACACGAAUCUCGAUGUGAGUCUUUACAUAUAUAUUCAUAUGCAAGAUUUAAAAUUAAUUGUACAGAAAUGUUUCUUAGAUCAUCAUUUAGCAAAUGCAUUCAAGCUAUGUUGGUUCAUAAAAAAACAUGGCCGGCCGGGGGCAAGGCUAGUGAUAAAGAAAAACAUAUUUUCCCCAUAACCAUCAGGCAUUGAGCUUAAAAAUUUAGUAUAAAGCAUUAUCUAGUGGGGCUCUAAACCCUUUCCUAUAUUCCAAGUUUUUUGUUGCUUUGUUGUUAAUAAUGUUGAGAGGUGCAUUACACAUUUUCCUUAUAAAUAUGGCUACAAUUAAGAAUCUAGGAAGAUACGAUGAUAUAUUAAUGCAUGUAAACGAUUCAUGUCUGCUUAGUUAUUAGUGAGUGUAGCCGGUACUCCAUGUAUAUAGACUCUUAUAAACUUUGUGUCAAAUAUUGGCAGUACGGAAAUGUUUGAAUGUAUUUUUGUGUAGAAAUGUUAUAUUAUGAUGUAUAAAUUGCAUUGAAGAAAUGCUUCAAUCUAAAGGUUUUUAGCUCGACUAUUCAAAGAAUAAGGAGGGCUAUACUACUCGCCCCAGCGUCGGCAUCGGUGUCCGGUUAAAAUUUUUGGGCAAGUUGGGGUAUUCACUUAUAAGUCCAAUACCCUUUACUCAAUUGACUAAAUACUUCACACAGGUGUUCAUGGCCAUCACAUGAUGAGGUUAGAUAACUCCAUAUUAUUCUUUACACAAAUAAUGGCCCCUGAUUGACUAUGGAACUUGGGUUAAAGUUUAAGGACAGGUUGGGAUAUUUAUUAAUAACUUCUAUACCCUUCUAUACCUUUCAUUCAAUGCACUUAAUAAAAUUCAAAAUUAUUUACAACAAGAAACAUAACUCCAUUUUAACCCUAAAUACAAAUUAUGGCCCUUGAUUUUUUUUAUUUCUUUUUUAAAUUUUAUUUUCUUUUGAAAGGCACAUUAUUAUAUUCUUAACCAUAUUUUCAUAAUGGGAAAACAAGUUAUUUAAAUGACUUGCGUCAUUGUUCGGGUGGGCUGGUGGGAGGGCAGCAUCAAAGUCACCUUGUGUAUCGAAUAAUUUUAAUUAGGUUUGGCAUAAAGAGACCAAACUUGGUAAUAUUACAUCAUUAUUGUAUUCACUUCUAAGUCAAAGUUGCAUAGUCGAGCGCGCUGUCUUAUGACAGCUCUUGUUGAUACAUCAAAUUGCUUCUUACAUGUGUUUUGUUUCGUAUGUAAUUUUAUUCUGAAAUAUGAAAAUUGUGUAGAUGAACCAUCAGUAAGAGCAACUAAAUAUAGGCUGAGCUCUUUGUUUUGGGGCAGCUAGGCAAUGACUCUUUUAUAAUUUAAAAAUAGGCAGAAAUUUAGAAUUAUAAAGUGUUUCACUGAAUAUCUGUUAUCCUAAGUCUCCACAGAAAAGUAGUUUAUUUUCGGUGGGAUGGCCUACAAGCACUAGACAAGAUGUGGCAUAUUUUUUCGGCACGUACUUUGAUUUCGUGUUACGACUUCGCAUUUUCAAUUAUCAUUCUUACACAAUGGUUGGUGCUGAUAUUGUCAGGACAGUGGCCGGGCAGAAAUUUGAAUGGUUACCUGUCGGUAAGGAUUGACCCAAUCAUGGGAGCAACCAUGCCUUUGUAUGUUACUGUUUUUGAUAACAACAGCAAAAUCUAGUAGAAUUUAAAUUACAUUAUAAAUAUAAUACCUCUUCUUAGCAAUACAUUGCAUGUAUAUAAUGUUACUUACAAUUUUGCUGUUUAAAUAUAUACGAUUAUCCUUUAAGUUAUACUUGUAUGCAUGCAAAUAAGAAGGAACAGUUUUUGUAAAUACUUGUUCCACUAUUUGUACCUAUUUUAACUAUAUGGUUUUAUUUCAAGGUCAUAAGCUUAUUGUUAUGUUUUGAUAUGUCAUGUAUGUUUGUUAUUCAUGUCGGAAAAAUUGCUCAUUGAGCUAAUGUUUUUUGUUACCCGACUUUAAAUAAAUAUUAUUGUAUCUUGUAAAUAGAUUAUGUAAUAUGUAUAAACAGGAUUGGCAUGGUCAAGUUAGUAACAGUUGAAAACUGUGUACAAUUUACUCUGUUAAAUCAAGUUUUUGAUAUGAAAAAAAAUCAACGGUAGAUGGUUUAGAUAUCAGAAAAUAUAUAUUUACAAAGACAUUCGAAAACGUUAUAUAAGCAAGUAUUACACAAGUAACCCGAGUAUGUGGAAAAAGAUAGAGUUGUUCUCAUCAAAUAAAAGAUCGGUGUUAAAUCGACUGUGUUCUUUAAUAAGUAAAGCUAAUGAAAUAAGAAAGCUUACAAAUACUAUUCUUUAAUUACACUUGUAUGUCUUACUAUGUUUUCUUUCUAUAUUAUUUGUAUUUAUAUACCAAACUUUGGUGUUAUAAUUAUUUGAAU